AUGUGGGCUCAUGCUUUUGGGUUCUCUGCCUUGCCUCAUAUUGGGGGAUUUCUCGGCUGGUUCUUGACACGAGAGGAAGUGCCUACUUGGUUUGAAAGCCUGAAGAAACCCUCUUGGCGUCCACCCAACAAAAUGUUCCCGGUCAUGUGGACUACCUUGUACACAGGCAUGGGCUAUGCUUCAUACUUGGUGUGGAGCGACUUAGGGGGCUUCAACAGCAAAGCCAUCAUCCCGCUGGGCCUCUACGGGGCUCAGCUUGCCUUGAACUGGGCUUGGACUCCCCUAUUCUUUGGAGCUCAUAAGCUAAAACUGGCUCUGGUGGACAUCCUGUGCCUAUACGGCCUGGUGCUUGGCACCAUGUACUCUUGGUACCCCAUUAACAAGAUGGCGACAAUGCUGAUGGUGCCUUACCUGGCCUGGCUGACCUUGGCUUCUUCUCUCACCUUCUGCAUCUGGAGGGACAAUCCUGAGGAGGAAAAAGGAAAGAGUGACUAAGACAAAGAGAAGCUGGUAAAAUAAAGUCAUUCUAUGAAACCAAUCCAUCCUGAUGUGGUGGACCAAGAGCUGAUAGCCUCGGGGUGGUUAAUUUUAUUAAGAUGGGUACCUGAACAUACAUAUCAUUUGCAAAGGGUGCAUGGGGAAAAUUUUGCACAAUGCAAUGGGAUGUCCCUUUAAGGUUACCAUACACCUUUAACCUGAGAACUCCUGCCUCUCUUUUUCUCCAACAAUGCUGGGGUUUUGGGGUUACAGCUGUAUGGUGGCCUUAAAGGGACGCAAGUUAAAUCUCAUAGGCCAAUUUCUGCUCUGUUAUGCCACUGUAAAUUCAGAGUCACUCCACUGAAGACAAUGGAGUUAUUCUGGAUUUAUAUCAGUGCAACUGAGAGCAGAAUUUGCUCGCAUACAUU
Molecule: messenger RNA, 905 nt
Organism: Chelonia mydas (Green sea turtle)
Lineage: Eukaryota; Metazoa; Chordata; Testudines; Cheloniidae
Gene: TSPO2
Product: translocator protein 2
Exons: 3
Coding region: 1-495 (164 amino acids)
Cellular component (GO): membrane; endoplasmic reticulum
Molecular function (GO): cholesterol binding
Source: RefSeq, a predicted model, not a curated record